AUGCUUCAUCAUUCAAUUUCCAAAACUGUUUUUCAAACAGUAAAGAGGCAAAUUGAACCAAUUGCAAGCAAAGUUAUACUAUCUAAGUCUUAUUCAGCAUCAGCUGCUCCUCCUCCACCACCACCUCAACCACCACAUCAUGAACAAUCACAUUUGCAUACACCACCACCACCUCCUCCACCUCCACCAAAAGCUAAUCCAGACUUAGAUACAACACAUUUUGGUUAUAAAACAGUAAAUAAAUCAGAAAAAGAAAACCUCGUAGGAGGAGUAUUUUCAUCAGUUGCUUCAAAUUAUGAUGUUAUGAAUGAUGUUAUGUCAAUGGGAGUACAUAGAUUAUGGAAACAACAUUUUAUAAAUAGAUUAGAUGCAGGUAUGAGACCUAGUUCUACUGAACCUUUAGAAUUUUUAGAUGUUGCUGGAGGAACAGGAGAUAUUGCAUUUGGAUUAUUAGAUCAUGCGGAACAAAAAUUUGGAGAUAUUCAAAGUAAAAUGACUAUAGCUGAUAUAAAUCCUGAUAUGUUAAGAGAAGGUGAAAAAAGAUAUAAACAAACUAAAUGGAGUAAAGAAAAUCCUUCAAGAGUUGAAUUUUUAGUUCAAAAUGGUGAAAUUAUGGAUAAAAUUCCAGAUAAUUCAAAAGAUAUAUAUACUAUUGCUUUUGGAAUUAGAAAUUUUACAAAUAUUCAAGAAGGUUUAAAUACAGCUUAUAGAGUUUUAAAACCAGGUGGUAUAUUUGCAUGUUUAGAAUUUUCAAAAGUUGAAAAUCCAAUAUUAGAUUAUGGUUAUCAAUUAUAUCUGUUUAGUUUAUUACCUUUAAUGGGUCAAUUAAUUGCUAAUGAUAGAGAAUCUUAUCAAUAUUUAGUUGAAAGUAUUCAAAAUUUUCCAAAUCAAGAAAAUUUUAAAAAUAUGAUUGAAAAAGCUGGAUUUUAUGUUCCUGAACCUGGUUAUGAAAAUUUAACAUUUGGUGUAGCUAGUAUUCAUAUUGGUAUAAAGCUUUAG
Molecule: messenger RNA, 999 nt
Organism: Lodderomyces pseudojiufengensis
Lineage: Eukaryota; Fungi; Ascomycota; Pichiomycetes; Serinales; Debaryomycetaceae
Gene: COQ5
Product: 2-hexaprenyl-6-methoxy-1,4-benzoquinone methyltransferase
Exons: 1
Coding region: 1-999 (332 amino acids)
Biological process (GO): ubiquinone biosynthetic process
Molecular function (GO): methyltransferase activity
Source: RefSeq, a predicted model, not a curated record